UUAGCUGCGCUCUCCCCCUUGCGGUUAUUUCACACUCCUGCUACUUGCCAGCAGUGUCCAAGGUUAAUCAUUUAACUUCGGCAAUAUUCCUCAGGGACCCAGGGAGGCGAAGCAUUUAGUCACGGCAUGCGCACCUGUUGCAUCUUAAAAUGGGCGACUACAGGGGCAGUAAUGGUUCAGUGACGAGCCAUGAUGACAGCGGGAUUUUAUCCGUUAUCCCGAGCACAGAAGCCGGGGACAUUCGUGUUGUGUUUCGUAAAGUUGACGACGACGACCACAGCGACGACGGUGAACAUUUUACUGACAGAUUGCAGCCUCCAGGUGACAGCCAGAAUAAUGACAGGGAUGGAGCAGACUGCGAGAUGGUUCCGAACAGUCACAGCGUGAAUGGCAGCUCACCAAAGCGAGGGUGGCCGCUACUAUGUUGCGGGAAAGAGGACGCUGAUCACACCGGUCGAAGCGGAAACUCCGAUCAUAAAGUUGUGGAGGAUGCGAAGGCCCCGUGCCCGGGCCUGGGCCUGUUCUACGCCCUGCUGGCUCAGGGUAGUGAGGUUGUGGAAGAUGCGAAGGCCCCGUGCCCGGGGCUGGGCCUGUUCUUCGCCCUGCUGGCUCAGGGUAGUGAGGUGGUGGAGGAUGCGAAGGCCCCGGGGCUGGGCCUGUUCUACGCCCUGCUGGCUCAGGUGGUGGAGGAUGCGAAGGCCCCGUGCCCUGGGUCUGACACUUGUGAUACUGUAAAUGAAAGAGUUGUGGAGGAUGCGAAGGCCCCGUGCCCGGGCCUGGGCCUGUUCUACGCCCUGCUGGCUCAGGGUAGUGAGGUGGUGGAGGAGGCGAAGGCCCCGGGGCUGGGCCUGUUCUACGCCCUGCUGGCUCAGGUUGUGGAAGAUGCGAAGGCCCCGUGGCCGGGGCUGGGCCUGUUCUACGCCCUGCUGGCUCAGGGUAGUGAGGUUGUGGAAGAUGCGAAGGCCCCGUGCCCGGGCCUGGGCCUGUUCUACGCGCUGCUGGCCUCGCUCUUCUUCUCCCUGGUGGCUCUGCUGGUCAAGAGGAUCGAGGGCGUCCACGCCGUGCAGAUCAGCGCCUUCCGAUGCUUCUUCCAGAUGCUCUUUGUUCUACCUCUCAUGAUUUACUACAAUACGGGUUUCCUGGGCCCGCGCAGCAUGCGUGUCUUCUUGUUCCUGCGCGGCUUCCUGGGCUCCAGUGCCAUGAUCCUGCUCUUCUACGCCGUGCAGCAGAUGCCCCUGGCCGACGCCACCGUCAUCAUGUUCUCCAACCCCGUCUUCACCGCGCUGCUGGCCUGGAUCUUCCUCAAGGAGCGCUGCACCGUCUGGGACGUCGUCUUCACCGCCUUCACCAUCACCGGCGUGGUGCUGAUCGCGCGGCCGCCGUUCCUGUUCGGUGAGCGCGUGGCGGCGUCCGGUCUGGAGGCGGACUACCAGAGCCACAUCAAGGGAGCCGCGGCGGCGUUCGCCGGGGCCGUCGGCGCCGCCUGCACCAUGGUGAUCCUCCGCAAGAUGGGCAAGGGCGUCCACUACUACCUCUCGGUGUGGUACUACGCGGUGAUCGGCCUGGUGACGUGUGCCGUGACGCUGUCGGUUCUGGGCGAGUGGAGCGUGCCGGCGUGCGGCGCCGACCGCUGGGUGAUGAUGAUCAUCGCGGUGCUCGGCAUCGCCGGCCAGACCUUCCUGACCAAGGCGCUGCAGAUCGAGAAGGCGGGGCCCGUGGCCCUGAUGCGGACCAUCGACGUGGUGCUGGCCUUCAUCUUCCAGUUUCUCUUCCUGAACCGUAAGCCCACCUGGUGGAGCCUGGGCGGAGCACUCUGCGUCGUCAGCAGCACUAGCGGCGUGGCGCUAAGGAAGUGGUGCAACCACAGCAACAGGAAGUCCUGACACUACUACUACUACUAGGGCGUCGACAGACAGACAGACAGGAAAUGGGGAUGAUGGUGAUGGCGGUGUUGAUGAUGAUGAUGAUCAGGGCUCUAAAUCAGUGUUUCCCAACCAGGGGUACGUGUACCACUAGGGGUACGCGAGCACACUGCAGGGGGUACUUGGAAAAAUUUAAUUUUAACAAAUGUAUGGAGCAUAGUAACAUUAGAUUAGAAAAAGUGAUUUAAACAUGAGUUAGGGGGUACUCAUGGCACUACGAAAAGGGUUAGGGGGUACACAAAACCAAAAAGAUUGGGAAACACUGCUCUAAAUUAACACCAGCUAAACGGCCAAAUUGCUGGUGAAAAUUCGGUUUGGAUGGUAGAAAAGAAAGUUUACUAGCCACUUUGACUGAUAGUGAGUAAUGUAUGUUUGGCUAGUACGAUGGCUAGUACGCUUAACAUUUAUUAGCCACAUCUUCCUAAUGAAGAAAAAAGUGAAUUUUUAGCCCUGAUGAUUAUGACUGAUGACGAUGGUUGGCAACACUGUUGACUUUGUUGACACAUAAUAAUAAUAAUAUAAUAAUCAGGCUUGUACGAAAUUCCGAAUGGAAAGAAUUUCAA
This is a messenger RNA of Engraulis encrasicolus (European anchovy), 2485 nucleotides long. RefSeq names its product solute carrier family 35 member G1 (gene slc35g1). Gene Ontology annotation, biological process: calcium ion export across plasma membrane; regulation of cytosolic calcium ion concentration. The record is from RefSeq and is a predicted model, not a curated record. Gene Ontology annotation, cellular component: endoplasmic reticulum membrane; plasma membrane. Bases 150 to 1883 code for a protein of 577 amino acids. NCBI's taxonomy places the organism in Eukaryota, Metazoa, Chordata, Actinopteri, Clupeiformes, Engraulidae. The transcript has 10 exons.